This is a messenger RNA of Boleophthalmus pectinirostris (great blue-spotted mudskipper), 645 nucleotides long. Its product is annotated as collagen alpha-1(X) chain-like. The coding region runs from base 169 to 645 and encodes 158 amino acids. The record is from RefSeq and is a predicted model, not a curated record. NCBI's taxonomy places the organism in Eukaryota, Metazoa, Chordata, Actinopteri, Gobiiformes, Gobiidae. The transcript is spliced from 5 exons.
GUCCACUGAACCUCGGUCUGCUCCAGUCUGCUGCAGCUCAGGCCCAGGACUGCAGGCUCCAGCUGGACCUGUACAUGGCUGCUCUCCCACCCAUGUGUAGGAGAAGAGCCAGAGAAGCCACCUAGAGGCCCCUGAGGAGUCCACCUGUGAGGAGCCCGAGCUGAGAAGAUGCGUGUAGCAGUGGUGACGUCACUCAGCCUCCUGGGGGCGCUGCUGGAGUUGAGCCUGGUUCCCCUGGUUCACAGUGGGGCGUACUACCCUCACAAACAGCCCCCCCAGCCCCAACCUCUACCCCAGUACAGCGAGCCUCUGCCCCAGCAGCAGUACUUAGGCAACGAGAUGCCCGUUCUGCCACCACAGUUUCCACAGCUGCCCUUCCAAAAGGGCAAGGAGCGGCCCCUCCCCCAGAGUAAAGGUCCAACCCUGCCCUUCAACCCUCGCGGAGCUAAAGGCCCACCCCCUGGGGGAGAGGGGAUUCGUGAAGGACCUCAAGGGAUUCCAGGCCCCCAAGGACCUCCAGGGCCCCAGGGCCCUCCGGGUUUGCCUGGACAAGGGCUGCCAGGCUUACCAGGAGUACCCGGAUCUCCUGGACCACAGGGAUACCCAGGGAUUGGCAAACCUGGAAUGCCAGGACUACCAGUCUGA